Nilaparvata lugens (brown planthopper) is the source of this 557-nucleotide messenger RNA. RefSeq lists its product as uncharacterized. The record is from RefSeq and is a predicted model, not a curated record. The coding region runs from base 156 to 542 and encodes 128 amino acids. Lineage: Eukaryota; Metazoa; Arthropoda; Insecta; Hemiptera; Delphacidae. The transcript has 4 exons.
UGGUAGUCAAUGGUCUCUAUUUGAUUUUUCAAAAACUAACAAAGGGAAACUGUGGAUAUAUCUGUAUAAAUCAUUCUAAUAAAUUAAACUUGAAAAACGAAUAUUUAAAUUUUAUUGUUCCUUUAUGGUAUAUUAUUUUGUCCUAUUUUUAGAAAAUGGAUAAAGAGGUUAAAUUUGAGAAACAGGAAAGUGCUUUUGAUGACAGUUGGAUUGGAGCUGCACGUAGUGAUACAGCUACUCUGCAGAUCAAGAUCGAGAUGCAGGAGGAUGAAUUUGGAGAAUGUGAAUUAGCAACUAGCAGCAUCAAAGAUGAGUCAUCCUCACACAAAGGUUCAACUUCCAAUCAGAUGGCGAGAGUUAAGCAGGAGAAUGAUAGCAGCCAAGAACCAGCGCCAGAGUGCAGCACUGCAUGCUCUCCAACUGAUGAUGAUUUCAGCCAACAACAUUAUCUAAUCCCUGGCUAUAAUCUAAUAUUCAUCAAAGAGGAAGAAUAUGGUGAGAUUCGUGUUAUUAUUUCAUUCAUUUUCAUUCAUAAAUUAUAAUAACACAUAACAGGA